Messenger RNA from Polyodon spathula (Mississippi paddlefish), 2774 nucleotides. Its product is annotated as catalase-like. Gene Ontology annotation, cellular component: mitochondrion; peroxisome; cytoplasm. The record is from RefSeq and is a predicted model, not a curated record. NCBI's taxonomy places the organism in Eukaryota, Metazoa, Chordata, Actinopteri, Acipenseriformes, Polyodontidae. Gene Ontology annotation, biological process: response to hydrogen peroxide; hydrogen peroxide catabolic process. Gene Ontology annotation, molecular function: heme binding; catalase activity. The transcript has 13 exons. Bases 280 to 1860 code for a protein of 526 amino acids.
UACCUAUCGAAUAUCUGCCAGUCCUUUUUCAUCAAAAACAAUCCGAUGUGAAGACACAAAAGACCUUAUAGAAUUGCAUGGCGAUACAUCAAUAGCCGCGAUACUUGGAUUUAAGUGAUGUUUUACAGCCAAUAGUAAUAUAGGGGCGCGAGGCUGGGCGGCGACUGUCUGCAGAAGACAUAUCUGUGCUAAAGUUCAGAAAGACAAAAACCAGAGCAGCGCAGAGGAACAAGAAACAGUACUUAAACAUCCAUAUCAUUUAAAAACUGCAUUUGUAAAAUGGCGGGGAACCGAGACAAAGCAUCCGACCAGAUGAAAAUGUGGAAGGAGAACAGGGGCGCGCAGAGAGCGGACAUGUUGAGCACCGGUGCAGGCGUGCCCGUGGGGGACAAGCUGAACUCUCUGACGGCCGGGCCACGAGGCCCCCUGCUGGUCCAGGACGUGGUGUUCACUGACGAGAUGGCCCAUUUUGACCGGGAGCGCAUCCCAGAGAGAGUGGUGCACGCUAAGGGGGCAGGAGCGUUUGGAUACUUGGAGGUGACCCAUGACAUCACCAAGUACACCAAGGCCAAGAUAUUCGAGCACAUUGGCAAGAGGACACCCGCCGCAGUGAGGUUCUCCACUGUGGCUGGAGAGGCUGGCUCUGCAGACACUGUGCGGGAUCCUCGUGGCUUUGCAAUGAAGUUCUACACAGAAGAAGGAAACUGGGACCUCACUGGGAACAACACCCCCAUCUUCUUCAUCCGGGACCCCUUACUGUUCCCUUCCUUUGUCCACUCUCAGAAGAGGAACCCGCAGACCCACAUGAAGGACCCAGAUAUGGUGUGGGAUUUCUGGAGCCUGCGGCCAGAGUCCCUGCAUCAGGUCACCUUCCUUUUCAGCGACCGUGGAAUUCCAGAUGGACACCGACACAUGAAUGGUUAUGGUUCCCACACCUUCAAGCUGGUCAAUAACACGGGGGAGGCUGUCUACUGCAAAUUCCACUUCAAGACUGACCAGGGCAUUAAGAACAUCCCGGUGGAUGAGGCCAGCCGCCUGUCCUCCACAAACCCUGACUACGGCAUCCAGGACCUGUACAACGCCAUCGCCAAUGGCAAUGACCCCUCCUGGAGUGUCUUCAUCCAGGUCAUGACCUUCGAGCAGGCAGAGCAGUUCCGCUGGAACCCCUUCGACCUGACCAAGGUUUGGUCUCAUAAAGAUUUCCCUCUGAUCCCAGUGGGGAAACUUGUGCUGAACCGAAACCCUGUCAACUACUUUGCAGAAGUGGAGCAGCUGGCAUUCGACCCCAGCAACAUGCCUCCUGGCAUUGAGCCCAGCCCUGACAAGAUGCUGCAGGGACGUUUGUUCUCAUACCCUGACACUCACAGACACCGCCUGGGAGCCAAUUACCUGCAGAUCCCUGUGAACUGCCCCUACAAGACUCGAGUGGCAAACUACCAGAGAGACGGGCCCAUGUGCAUGUUCGAUAACCAGGGUGGAGCCCCCAAUUACUACCCCAACAGCUUCAGUGCCCCGGAUACACAACCCCAGUUCCUGGAGACCAAGUUUAGGGUGUCUGCCGACGUGGCCCGCUUUAACAGCUCCGACGAUGACAAUGUGACCCAGGUGCACACUUUCUACUCACAGGUUCUGAAGGAAGAGGAGCGCCAGCGUCUGUGUGAGAACAUUGCCAGCCACCUCAAGGAGGCUCAGCUUUUCAUCCAGAAACGUGCAGUGAAGAACUUCAUGGAUGUUCAUCCAGACUAUGGAAGCCGCAUCCAGGCCCUGCUGGACAAAUAUAACACACAAGCUGGGGAGAAUGUGAUCCAUACCUAUGCCCCCAACGCUGCGUCCCUGACUGCACGUGAAUCGAAGAUGUGAGCGAGAUGUCUUCGUCCUGUCCCCUUGCCACCGUGGGACAAAAAAACAAUAAUUAACACUAUUAAUUCUGGAAAUUCCACUACUAACGCAUACCUUGUUACUGAUAUAAGCUGCACAGCCAGAAUAGUAUUAGACAAAGAUCUCAUAAAUUCCAUAAAGGAUUGUGUGCUACUGUUUGUAACGAUCUUAUAAAUUCCAUAAAGGAUUGUGUGCUACUGUUUGUAACGAUCUUAUAAAUUCCAUAAAGGAUUGUGUGCUACUGUUUGUAACGAUCUUAUAAAUUCCAUAAAGGAUUGUGUGCUACUGUUUGUAACGAUCUCAGAAAUUCCAUAAAGGAUUGUGUGCUGUUUCGUAGCAGACAUGUUUUGAAUCUUUUUCUUUUGAGUUUCAGUAAUGCGCUGGAACAGACCUCUGGUACAAUCUGUGGAGCGAGUGUUUUUCACUAUAGCUUUUCAUAUGGUAGGCAGGGAUGACUGGCUCCACCCUAAUUCAUUUUCCUGCUGUGGGGUAUACAACGCUUUAGUUUUUUUCAACCACCCACAGCAUUGAUACUGUCCAAAAGACACAUUCUGUAUAAAGCAGGCUGAAUUACUUGUUAGCCUGGAACUGUGAUUGUAACUGUGCCUCUACCACGUCAGGGAUCCUAGAUGUCUGUUUAGUGUUUAUUAAAAUCGGGGGGAAAAAAGCUGCAUUAGCUUUGUGGAAUUUUACUGUGUGUCUAAAUAGCAUGUUGAACCCAUUCACAAGGGUUUUAAUUAAAACUAAACUGAAUGACUUGUUUUACUUCACAUGUAUGGAUUAAAGCUGGCUGUGUUUUUUGAAAACUGAUGUUUCUUAAAUAAUGUAACUGCAUUUUGAUGAAACUCUGAUUGUGCAGGUCUUAUAACAAGCUAAAAUAAACGAAUAUACAGUAA